AUGUCAUCGAAAGAAUACGAAACGGCGAAACUUCGCAUUAAAGUAAGCAGAGAGUUAGGGGUACCUGAGUCAACACUACGCAAAUGGAUCAAAGAUGAAAACAAAUUAAGAACAUUUCUUGAUGAGCUUGAUGAAGGUGGUUUAAGACGCAAGAGAGCCAGAACAGCAAAAGAUCCAGAAUUAGACAAAGCAACUUUUAAUGCAUUUUGUGAGGGUAGAAACAAUGGUAUCCCUAUUUCUGGUCCAGUCAUCCAAGUGCAGGCAGAAAAAUUAUACAAGGAAAUUCAUGGUCCCGAUGCAGAAUCUGAGUUUACAGUUUCAAGUGGCUGGUUGAAAAGGUGGAAACAGCGACACGACAUUUCACAAGUAAAGAUCAAUGGCGAGAUUAAGUCAGCAGACACUGUAGCAGCAGAAGAGUUCAUUUCCAAAUUUCAACAAUUCAUAGAAGAACAGCAGCUAAUAGAAGAGAUGAUUUACAAUGCUGAUGAAACAGGCCUUUACUACAAAAUACUGCCUGAUAGGACUUUAGCUAUGAAGAAAGACAAGACCAGCAAAGAAGGUUAUAAACAAAUCAAAGACAGGGUGACAAUGUUAUUUUGCUGUAACUGGACGGGUCAUCACAAGCUAACAUCUCUUUGUAUUGGCAAGUUUGGAUCCCCAAGAUAUUUCCACUACAUCAACAUGUCAUCAUUACCACUGGACUACGAUCACAGCAAGAAUGCCUGGAUGACAGCAGCAAUUUUUGAGAAGUGGUUUCACCAGACGUUCAUCCCUGAUGUCCGUAGGCACCUUAGAAGCAAGGGAACGGAACCACGAGCAUGCCUACUUCUAGACAACUGUCCAGCCCACCCCCCUGCAGAGACGAUGAAGUCCAGAGAUGGCAAGAUUUUCGUUUAUUACCUUCCAAAGAAUGCAACAUCCAAGAUUCAGCCCCUAGAUCAAGGCUUCAUUUCUGUGUUCAAGGCCAAUUAUAGACGGGAGAUGAUAAAGUCCAUGGUUGAAGAAGAGUGUCCCUAUGUUCCUGAAGACUCCCUUGGAGGUCCCAUCACAGAGAAGCCCACUACUGUUGAAGAAGACGAAGAUGAAGACUUCCUAGGUUUCAGUCCAGAAGAAGUACGGGAGGCAGAACAGAAGUUGAUGUCGGCUGUCCACUCAAGUGUACCAGUGCAAGAAAUCCUUGCAGCAUGGUCCACCAUAAAUAAUGACGUUCCAAUAGCAUCCUCCAUUUUAGCUGAAGAAACCCACAAUGAAGAUGAAGAAGAAGAAGAACAUCCUGUCCCAGUACCUCCAACUAGAACCGCUAAUGAUGCAGUUAAAGGACUUGAAGUGGCCUUAGAGUACUACGAGCGUGUGGGGGAUAAAGUAAAGACACUACAGCUGAAGUCUCUCAUAAGAGAUGCCAAGAUGAGAGCUUCUAGGAACAAGAAGCAAGCUGACAUCACCUUGUAUUUUACUAAAAAAUAA
Molecule: messenger RNA, 1464 nt
Organism: Polypterus senegalus (gray bichir)
Lineage: Eukaryota; Metazoa; Chordata; Cladistia; Polypteriformes; Polypteridae
Product: jerky protein homolog-like
Exons: 2
Coding region: 1-1464 (487 amino acids)
Cellular component (GO): nucleus
Molecular function (GO): DNA binding
Source: RefSeq, a predicted model, not a curated record